UUAAGCCUCUCUCGAUGACAAUUUAUUAGACAUUUCUAGGCGUUGUGCCAUUUUGGAGUUUCUUUUUGCGCAUUAGUCCCAUAUCUCUCACAAAAAGAAGAAAAUGUAUGUAACUGAAGAAAAUGAAUAUGUGAAAAUCGUUUUCCUUCCGCUCCCACGAGUAAAACGGUCAUUUUCCACCUUGACACGUGGCAAAAACAAAAAAAGCAUCCUUGGUAAUUAUAAUUACACUUUGGGAUCAGUCUAGCAUCGUUGGGAUCGGACAAUUGCAAAUUCACAGGUCAUUUGUUUGUUCGCAGGUUUUUUUUUUCGACUUUUCCGAUGAAGAUUUGGGCUUUGCGGCGUUUCUGGCCUUCCAUGAGAAAACCUAAGCUCUUGGAGAUGAAGAGAAAGCGCCUGAUAUCAUCUGGCAAUGAAGAACAAGGGCACUCUCCUCCAACAAAGUGUGAAACCAUUGGCAAGGAUCGAAUCAGUAAUUUGCCAGAUGAUGUUCUUCAUACCAUAAUCUCGUUGUUGAGUACGAGGGAGGCUGUAAGAACGAGCGUAUUGUCACGUAGGUGGAGGAACAUGUAUGCAUACACAUCGAAUCUUGAAUUUGAUUGGCGCGACGUAGUUUACCUGCCACUCCAAGUCAUGCCCGAUGGAACAAUUUUCAGGAGAAAUGUGGAUUAUUUUCUAGCAACGUUAGAAAGAUUCUUAGCAUGUCAUACGGGUUCGAAGGUUGUCUCCUUCAAGGUUCUCUGUUUCUUUCCAUGUACGUACGUUCUUCAAGUCAAUGACUGGAUCGAUUUUGCCAUCGGAAAGGGUGUGGAAGAUCUUGACCUUGCCUUUACUUGUGACAACCCACCUAAGUGCACUGGUUGGAGUGGCUUCGACUAUUUUCCUGCUCAGAUCCUUUUGAAUGACGAAGAAUCCAAAUUAUGGCGUCCUUCCUUGCGUGAUGUAAAUCUUGCUGGACAUGUUGAGCCGCACAUGUUUUCUUGUUUGAACCUUGAACAUUGAACAUUGCAAUGGUGUUUUGGAUUAGAAAGAUUGUGCAUUGGUGUUUCUCUUUAAUCUUUGAAGGCGCUGGUUGUGAUCCACUGCGAAGGGUUAAAGGGGAUUGAGCUCAAUGCCACCAGCCUUACCAGUUUUCAUUACAAGGGCAAUGAAAUCGAGUUCUCCUUCGAAAUGGUCCCCAAUCUGGAGGAAGUGUAUGUUAUGAUGCUGGAAAUUAAUGUGGUUCCGACUUACGCUUGGUUAGAGAAACAACUUCCCCAUGUCAAGACCUUAGCAGUUGUCCGAGAUUGGGCUUACAGUUACUGACCAUUCAACGAAGGCUCGGGAUUUAAAUCGGUGUCUCAUUUGGCCUCGAAUCUUCCCUUCACUGCAUCAAAUUGCUGCUGUAGAUGUCUAAUGUAAACUUCAGAUUGUGCAGCGUUCUCGUAACCCGAACUUGCAUUUUGACAUGUCUAACGUCGCGAUCCCACCUUACCAUGUCAACAACAUAAAGUGUUAUGGAGGGGGAAGAAAGCUAAAAUUAUAGUGGCACCAUGUGGUGAUGGUAGCAGCAUUUCUGGCUCUAUGGCCUGGUCCAGAAAUCUGAUUUUCGGCAUCGGCUCGGCAGGAUUUAAGGAUCCGAAAACAGCCACCCUCUUUGUUACUCAGAAAACUCAAGUGUUUUUAAACUAAUAAAAGGCAAAUUUUGAAAUAAA
This is a messenger RNA of Pyrus x bretschneideri (Chinese white pear), 1694 nucleotides long. RefSeq names its product F-box/LRR-repeat protein 25-like. Lineage: Eukaryota; Viridiplantae; Streptophyta; Magnoliopsida; Rosales; Rosaceae. The transcript is spliced from 3 exons. The record is from RefSeq and is a predicted model, not a curated record. Gene Ontology annotation, molecular function: protein binding. Bases 322 to 1002 code for a protein of 226 amino acids.